Molecule: messenger RNA, 5622 nt
Organism: Homo sapiens (human)
Lineage: Eukaryota; Metazoa; Chordata; Mammalia; Primates; Hominidae
Gene: SMAP2
Product: small ArfGAP2
Exons: 12
Coding region: 3186-4397 (403 amino acids)
Cellular component (GO): cytoplasm
Molecular function (GO): GTPase activator activity
Source: RefSeq, a predicted model, not a curated record
AGGCGGAGUCUUGCUAUGUACAGUGGUGCAGUCUUGGCUCACUGCAAACUCCCCCUCCCGGGUUCAAGUUCUCCUGCCUCAGCCUCCUGAGUAGCAGGGAUUACAGGCACCUGACUAAUUUUUAUAUUUUUAGCAGAGAGAAGGUUUCACCAUGUUGUCCAGGCUGGUCUGGAACUCCUGACCUCAAGUGAUCUGCCCACCUUGGCCUCCCAAAAUGCUGGGAUUACAGGCAUGAGCCACCAUGCCCAGCAGACACUGCUCUCUUUGAAGGCAUCUUAGAAAGUGUCCUAGGCCCAUAGACACAUAUAAGCCUACUGUUAAGAUGGCAGAGAGGCAGAGUAAUGGAAGAGUCUGUAGACUUGGUAUUGGAACAGCCAGUUAAAUUCCUUUACUUUGCUUAUUGCAGCUUGGUGACCUGAUUCCACAUACCACCUAACUUUCUCAGUUUAGUUUUCCUAGUUUGAAAAAUGAAAGUGCCUUGUAAACUAAUGUGUUACACAAAUGUCUGCAUUAUUUACUUUUACCAUUGCUAAUCAUAAAUUUUUUAAUCUUGAUUUUAUUAGUUUUACUUUUGACUUUAUUCCCUUUUAAGAUAGUCUGGUUACUGGGAGCCACAGUUAGAAUGACUCACCCAGUAAUUCCCUAGUCUUUAAGCCAAAACCAUUUCCUAUAUAUGGAGUUCUGGCAUUUUUGCAAAUGUGCUUUAUGGUACCCUUGAGGAUGGUCUCUGGAUGUUUCCCGAUUUCAAACUUGUAUGAAAGAUUAGACCAGGGAAUUUCUUUGUGUAGAAAUUUUCUCAUAGUUGUCUUAAGUUUUAACUCAUGUACAUUAAUCUUUAGCUUUGCUUUACAUUUGUUUUCUGUUGAUAGCCAAGUCAUUGCUUGUUAAAUAUUCCUUAGAAAUGAACUUUCCUAUCAAUUUAAAAUUAUUUUAGCUGUAUCUGUGGCACUUUUUUUUUUUCUCUUUUGAGAUGGAGUCUCGCUCUGUUGCCCAGGCUGGAGUGCAGUGGUGUGGUCUUGGCUCACUGCAACCUCCACUUCCCGGGUUCAAGCCAUUCUCCUGCCUCAGCCUCCCGAGUGGCUGGGAUUAGAGACGCCUGCCACCACACCUGGCUAAUAUUUUGUAUUUUUAGUAGAGAGGGGUUUCAUCAUGUUGGCCAGGCUGGUCUCGAACUCCUGACCUCAGGUGAUCGCCCACCUUAGCCUCCCAAAGUGCUGGGAUUAUAGGUGUGAGCCGCCGCACCCAGCCUGUGGUACCUUUUAAAAAGUAAAAAAUUCAAUGGCGUGAAACAACAGAAGGAGUUCUGCUUCCAUUUCUAGUUGUUAAACGCCUUUCUCUAGCCAAGAUCACAUAUAUUUCUGGUUUUUUAUAGCUAGUGCACUAUAACUCUGACAGUCAUGGUUAGAUUGAUAGUUUUACUGAAAGUAAUUUAUCAAAAUCCCCAUUAGAUUGUCUUUUAAUGUCAACAUAUUAAACCUGUUCCCUGAGAGAUACUUUCCUAUUUGUUCUCCUUGCCCUUUAAAUAUCAUUUGGUGCCAGUGAGAUGAAGAAUAGAAAAUGUAUAUCUUUUAGGGGAACUUCGCAAGCCUGAGAUCCCCCACUACAUAUAGUCAUUCAGAAAAUGUUUCUUAAGCACUUACUACCUACUUUUUCUCAGACAUUGUACCGGGACAUAUAGAUUAAAAGAAAGAGUCUUUAGUCUCAAGGAUUUUACAGUCUAAUGGGGAAGCAGAUGUGUACAAAUAUAAAUGAUGCAAUACAGAAAUUAUUGUGGCAUGGUAUACAGGGAGAAAUGAAAGCAUUGAAGAAGGCAAAGAAGUCUUCCUCGGGAAGUCAUGGCUUCAAAGAGAAAAGUAGGCUGUGUCUUAAAGGAUAAGUAUGACUUUGCCAAGCUAAUUUAGGGAACUUUGUAUUCUAGGAAGAGGGAACAGAAUGUGCAAAGCCUCGAAGGUGCACUGUUUUGUGUGUGUGUGUGUGCGUGUGGGGAUUCUUUAGUAUAUUUUGACUGCAUGUUGAGGAGUGAUGAGGAGUAGAGUUUGACAGGUAGUCAGGAUACUGUAAGGUUAAAACCUGAGCUCUGUGGUUGACUUGCUUCGUGGCAUUGAGAUUUUGAAUAUGCACUGUGCUUUAGACUUCCUGUUGUGUAAGAAGCCCAUAGUAUUGUAGGUCCACCUGCUAUUCACAUGGGGUUAUAAAUAUUGCAGGCAUGAAACGCUUCCUGAUCGCUGAAUAGUAAGAAAGGUCUGAGCAUGGUGCCGAUUAAAUUCUCCAUUGAAAUGUACCUUUGUGGGUACAUUAAAUUAUUUUAGCAUAAGUCUAGUGAAGUGCCAGCAGUAGAUACUAUGUUAUUUCUGGAGCUCUUGAUGUUGAUUUUUGAGGCUGAACAUGCUCUUAGCCUCAAGCAGGUCAUAUUUGGAAUACCUGAUGUGUGCUCCUGGUUGCUCAGUGCUUAGGAUGCAUAAACAGGUAGCUGCAGUCUCAUCUCUCAGUAUAUAUACUUUUCAGCAAAUCUUUUUUUUCUAGAUAAAUUGGAAAACUACCUUUUUUCUGCAUUUUUCAUCUGAUGUCAUUAUGGUAUGUAGGUGGCAGCUUUCUUGGGCACAGUUGUCUAUAUAACUGUUCAUCACAUGAGUCAUUGUCUGUUUCUGUUCUUCUGCCUGAAAAUUCCAUCUUGGAAAUCGUGUCAUGCAAUCGGUGACUGCGACAUUCUACUUGUUAUGUACACUGCCACUGGCUUUGUAUGUUAUGUUGAUGGACUCUACCUGUGCUACAGUGAAGGGAUAAAGUGACUUAUUAAAUUGAGUCAGACUCAGUUCCUCCAAAUGGUAUUUCCUGUAAAAAUGAUGCCAAGCAAGAUUCUGCAUAAAACAUGCAUAUGCUUUACACUGUAAGCAUACAGUGCCUACCUUUUGUUAUUGUGUCUGCUUAAAUCCUUACCACAGUUGUACUCCUGUUUGAUCAAGUGGCCAGUUUAACUAGAUACUAGCUUUGAAGAAGUUCUGUAUUGGCCCCUGGAAUGUGACAGUUCAUACCACAUUGAAAAGGCUUUGUGAAUGCCGGUCCACUGAUGGCUGAACUGCAGGUCUCUCCCCAGUGGAAAGCCCCAGAGAUGAGCCAGAUCUGCCUCAGCUGUGGCCAUCCGUCAGCGGCACUGUGAGGUGAAUGCUAUUGUACACGUUUUAUAGAUGAGGAAACUAAGGCUCAGGAAAUGGCCGCGAUGGGCCUCUUGGAACAUUGGUGUGUUCAUCUGCAUUCGAUGUGCUGGAAUCCACAGGAAUCUGGGGGUGCACAUAUCCAGGGUAAAGUCAGUUAACCUCGACCAGUGGACUCAAGAACAGAUUCAGUGCAUGCAAGAGAUGGGAAAUGGAAAGGCAAACCGACUUUAUGAAGCCUAUCUUCCUGAGACCUUUCGGCGACCUCAGAUAGACCCAGCUGUUGAAGGAUUUAUUCGAGACAAAUAUGAGAAGAAGAAAUACAUGGACCGAAGUCUGGACAUCAAUGCCUUUAGGAAAGAAAAAGAUGACAAGUGGAAAAGAGGGAGCGAACCAGUUCCAGAAAAAAAAUUGGAACCUGUUGUUUUUGAGAAGGUGAAAAUGCCACAGAAAAAAGAAGACCCACAGCUACCUCGGAAAAGCUCCCCGAAAUCCACAGCGCCUGUCAUGGAUUUGUUGGGCCUUGAUGCUCCUGUGGCCUGCUCCAUUGCAAAUAGUAAGACCAGCAAUACCCUAGAGAAGGAUUUAGAUCUGUUGGCCUCUGUUCCAUCCCCUUCUUCUUCCGGUUCCAGAAAGGUUGUAGGUUCCAUGCCAACUGCAGGGAGUGCCGGCUCUGUUCCUGAAAAUCUGAACCUGUUUCCGGAGCCAGGGAGCAAAUCAGAAGAAAUAGGCAAGAAACAGCUCUCUAAAGACUCCAUUCUUUCACUGUAUGGAUCCCAGACGCCUCAAAUGCCUACUCAAGCAAUGUUCAUGGCUCCCGCUCAGAUGGCAUAUCCCACAGCCUACCCCAGCUUCCCCGGGGUUACACCUCCUAACAGCAUAAUGGGGAGCAUGAUGCCUCCACCAGUAGGCAUGGUUGCUCAGCCAGGAGCUUCUGGGAUGGUUGCCCCCAUGGCCAUGCCUGCAGGCUAUAUGGGUGGCAUGCAGGCAUCAAUGAUGGGUGUGCCGAAUGGAAUGAUGACCACCCAGCAGGCUGGCUACAUGGCAGGCAUGGCAGCUAUGCCCCAGACUGUGUAUGGGGUCCAGCCAGCUCAGCAGCUGCAAUGGAACCUUACUCAGAUGACCCAGCAGAUGGCUGGGAUGAACUUCUAUGGAGCCAAUGGCAUGAUGAACUAUGGACAGUCAAUGAGUGGCGGAAAUGGACAGGCAGCAAAUCAGACUCUCAGUCCUCAGAUGUGGAAAUAAAAACAAAACACCUGUAUGGCUGCCAUUCUCUUCAGCCCUCGCUCUCCCCUUUCCACAGCCUCCACCCCUGACCCCCAUCCUCUUUUCCUACCUCUCUGUUUGGUUUAGAAAUUGCUCAAUAAGUCAUUUGGGGUUUGGCAUCCUGCCCAGCCACUUCCCAAACAUGAAGACCUCUCUGUUGCUUUAUGUUGUACAUGCCCCAUAGCCAUCCCAACGUCCUCCCCAGUCCUCUCCUGGCACCAGCACCUUAGAAGUUGUUGGCAGAAGGCACUUAAACUGUGGGAGAAGUGUGCACACCUUUGAGUCCCUUCCCUCAAGGUUAAAGCUCCUGUCAGACUCUCAGAAGGGUCUGUGGGUGUUGUAUAUUAGGCAAACAGGGGAAAGCUUAGAGGUCCUUCUAUAUGUGUUAAUAAGCUGUUUCUAAGUGUUUAAAUUUGAAAAGCAUCAUGUUCUCAUGAUUUAUGGGAAUGAAGCAAGUACUGAAAUCAAAUUAAAUACUCCCUGGGUCCUGGGUCAGUUUGACCCUAGCCCUGGGGUGAGGCAAGCCCCCUCCUAUGAGGAUGAGCAAAAAUACUACUCUCUUCGCCCUGAGUUGCUUUCUGGAUCUGGGGCUUCAGGACUUGCUGCUUCAGUCAGCCUUUAUUAGCACCAAAGACUUUAUGAAGAUCCCACACACAGACACACAUCCCUUCCCGCCUCCCCCCUGCCUUCAGUAGGAUCUGGCUCCGUGGCUGGAGGACCAACCCCUAUAGUGGGAAUGCAGAGCUUAACGUGUACUGCUUGUGUGUGUGCGUGAGUGUGUGUGUGUGUAUGAGUGUGUGUUCCGCCUCCCACCCUCUCCCCAUCUGCUCUGGGUAUUUUUGUUUUUGUUUAGUUUUAGGUUUACAACAGAGAGGAAUUAAUUUAUCAGCAGCCUAAAACUGUUGUGUUUUUCUUAUGGUUUAAAAAACGCCAUGUCAUUGAUAACUCCCUUUCUCCCUUCCCUUCUCCCGGUCUGCUGAUCACUCUUUCAUGCCUGUGUAUCCAGGGUGCUCUGUUUCCCCACCGUUCCCAGGUGUACGAGGCAGAGGGCCGGGACAGCUUUCCUCUCAGUCAUUGUUCACCCCACUUGAAAAUUCAGACAAGAAAACUUUGCUUAAAAGAUUUCAUGUGUGGGAACCACAGUUCCUGGCUGCCUUUCUCCUGUGUAUGUGUAAAUUCCUUAAUAAAUAUUGCAGGGAAGGAC